GUCUAUCCCACCAACAUUAAGGAUCAUUUCAUUGUGUUAUAUCGGAUUAUAGUUCUUGAUUUGUUGUUUGCAUUCAUUGGACUUAAUUUUAGAGAAUUCGAGGCCCUGAUUCUGUUGAUUCAUGCUUUACGGCUUGCACUCAGAGCCAGAACCAAUAAUUUGUAUGGAACUUAUCCAUGGUCAUUAUUAAUUCUGUAACUAUUUGAAGCAAACGUGACAGUGCCAUUUAACUAAUAUGAUGUUUGAAACCUUAUAAUGUCCAUUACUUAGAGGUGAUACUAGUAUCUUUCGCAUAAAUUAUGAUAUGUUCUAUUCAUCACAGGUUUAUGAGACUCUAGAGCAUCGAUUGGUUGUUGCAGAAGCAGCUCAGAAACUGAGGCUUCCUCUUAUAUCAAAAGAUGGUGAGGUUCAGGAGGAAGAUAUCGAAAAAUGGAGUGUGAUGUCACGUAGCUCCCUAGAUAGUACUGGUACCAGUGCCACAAUCAGCUCAAGCUCUAAUUCACUAUAUUAUCCAAAUAGUACCACAAACAGCGCAGGUGCAAUGGGUAGUGCCUUCUCUCCAAGUGUUGGUGACUCAUUGGAUCCUGGAGUUGGUGGCCUAGCCAAUCAGUAUCUUGGUAUUACCCCUGCCUAUCUAUGGCAAACUCAGCUCCAACAGAUGCCCUUAAUGAUGGAUAUGGCUGAAUAUCAAAUGUCUUUGUCCCAUGAAAUUGAGACUCGUUUGAAGGACAAAUGUGAUAAGUUAGCUGAUGCUUUUGUUGAUGAUAUUGGUACGUUAUCGAAAUUACAAUCCCUACUCUCUUUUCCCCAUUCUCUACCCCGUUUGAUAACUGAGGAAAUUGAAAGGGAAGAAGGAGCUCUAAGGGAGGACCUCUAUUCCGUUGAUCGAAAAUUUGCUGAAUAUUAUAACGUCUUGGAGCAGAUCCUUGGGGUGCUCAUUAAGCUUGUCAAAGAUUUGAAGUUGCAACACCAGCACAAAUAUGAUGAACUACAAACGACUUGGUUGUGCAAGAGGUGUGAGACAAUGGACGCAAAGCUAAGGGUUCUGGAGCAUGUUCUACUACUGGAGACUUAUACUCAGGAGUCAAUACCGGCACUCCACAAAAUAAGGAAAUACCUUAUCGAGGCUACCGAAGAGGCUUCUCUUGCAUAUAACAAAGCGGUUUGUCCCAUUACCACUGUCCUUGUCCAGCAGGGAAAGUUGUAUAGAAGCUUGCUUCAUUUUGCUUCCCUUAUCUUAAGCUGUACCAGCAUAUGUAGCCUGCACAUUUUCCUGUUUCCCUGAACCAUUUGUUUCCAGUUCCUAAAAUCCAAUCUAACCUGCAUUUCAACAUCUUUGUUUUCCAGGCCACACGCCUUCACGAGUACCUAGGCGUUGACCCCCAAUUCGACACCAUCGCAAGACAAUACCAGGAGAUAGUCAGGAAACUGGAGAAUUUGCAAUGGACAAUCCAUGAGGUCGAGAAGGACGUGAAGCAGAGCAAGUAAAUCCGCCAUGGCCCUGUUCUCGUGCAUGGACGUGAUUAUCUCAAUGGUGGUGUACCCAAAGCUCCUCUCGCUGUCAUCACUCACUUUCUUUCGGCCUUUUUCAGGGAUUUCAUCAUUUGCUAGUUUUGUACUUAUGUUUGUAGUUCGUUGUAUAUAGUAAACCGCGUGGAGACCUGGAGAGUUCCUGAGUUGCUCAUCUUGGCAUCCUUUCCCUCCCAAUGUAUUUCAAGCAUUCAUCACCUUUGUGGCUUUGAAAUUAUGACACAUUCUUUCCAGCUCAGGCCAGGGGCGGAGGGAGAAGGUAAUAGGGUGGGUUAUGGGAGAAAAAUUGACAAAUUAGGUAUAAUAGUUAAUUGAUAAUGAAAAUUAGUGCGCAUCCAAGUGAGAAUGAUUGAUUGAUAGGUCUUGUGUUAUAAUAUUGAUGACCUUAUUUGUUAAACAUGUGAUAUUUAGAUUUGUACAAACUUCAAGUCCA
This is a messenger RNA of Linum tenue, 1963 nucleotides long. The record is from the annotation of a GenBank genome assembly. Lineage: Eukaryota; Viridiplantae; Streptophyta; Magnoliopsida; Malpighiales; Linaceae.